UCUGCAAACAAACAUCUUGCAAAGAGAAAAGCCAUAGACAGUCCCUCUAGUUGUCCAGGGAGGGGGACAAACUGCAGAUGGCGAUGGACGGAGAGAGAGAUGGAGAUGGUGAAGAUGGAGGCGCGGAGACCAUGGAGGAAGAGAAUGAACCGAAUUCACCAAACGCGCGAGAGGAAACUGUUGAUUUGGUUCAGGAAUCAGUGAGCCUGAUUGAAUAUGCUGCUCGGUUUGGAGAUUACCGAAGGACGCAGAGAAGAGAAUGUUACAACCUCGUCAGGCGUAUGAAGAUUUUGUUGCCAUUAUUCGAUGAGAUUCGGGACCUUGGUUCCCCGAUUACCCAGAACGGCAUCGUUUCUUUGUCAAAGUUGAAUAAAGCACUUCGUUUCGCAAGGAAACUACUGAAAACUUGCAAUGAGGGUAGCAAGAUUUAUCUGGCGUUGGAGACUGAGACUAUGAUGAUCAAAUUUCACACUGUUUAUGAAAAAUUAAGCCAGGCUUUGGAUGAGUUGCCUUUCGAUGAACUUGAGGUUUCUGACGAAGUGAGGGAACAGGUUGAGCUAAUGCAAACACAAUUAAGUCGAGCUAGAAAGAGAACAGAUACACAGGAUAUAGAACUUGCAGUAGAUUUGAUGGUGGUAUCCUCAAAAACUGAUGAAACGAAUGCUGAUAUAGCCAUAAUAGAAAGGCUAGCCAAAAAGCUAGAUCUGCAUUCCGUGGAGGACUUGAAGAUAGAAAGUAUAUCUGUGAGGAAUCUUGCUAAAGAAAGAGGCCAAACUUCAGAGUCUACACAGCAAAUCAUAGAACUUCUCAACAAAUUCAAGCAAAUAUUAGGCAUGGAAGUGACAAAUAUCCUUGAUGAUCCUGUCAUGCCUAAAAUGUUGGUGAAGUCCCAAUCUUUAAUAAUUCCUCCUGAGUUCCUCUGUCCAAUCACACUUGAAUUAAUGUCAGAUCCUGUUGUUGUUGCAAGUGGACAGACAUUUGAAAGAGAAAGCAUACAGAAGUGGUUUGAUUCUAACCAUCGCACCUGCCCAAAGACCAGGCAGACUCUAGAUCACUUGUCACUGGCGCCAAAUUAUGCCCUCAAAAACCUGAUCACCGAAUGGUGUGAGAAGAACAAUUUCAAGGUCCCCAAGAAAGAGGAUCUUGCAUCUUCCGAGGGCUCGUCUGCAGAACACAUAGAGAAAAUCUCAUUUUUGGUUGGGGAACUAUCUUCCAGUCAAUUAGAAGUGCAGAGAACGGCAGUAAAGGAUAUUCGUAUGCUUUCCAAAGAGAACCCAGAGAACAGAAUUUUGUUUGCUAAAUGUGGAGCGAUCCCACCACUGGUGCAGCUGCUGUCCUAUCCAGAUUCUAUAAUACAAGAGCAUGCUGUGACAGCCCUGUUGAAUCUAUCCAUCGAUGAGUCUAAUAGGAAGCUCAUAACUAAUGAAGAAGCAAUACCAGCUAUAAUCGAAAUCUUGCAAAAUGGAAGUAUGGAGUCAAGAGAGAACUCUGCAGCAGCUUUAUUCAGCUUGUCAAUGCUUCCCGAAAACAAAGUAACAAUAGCUCUGGCAGGUGGCAUUCCCCCACUGGUAGAUUUGUUGCAGAACGGGACGAUUAGAGGUAAAAGAGAUGCUGCCACCGCACUGUUCAACUUAUCUCUCAACCAUGCAAACAAGGCCAGGGCCAUUGAUGCUGGUAUUGUACCACCUUUACUGCUGUUUCUCGAGGACAGGAACCUGGACAUGGUUGAUGAGGCCCUCUCCAUCUUCUUAACUCUUGCAGAGCACCCGGAAGGGCGACAUGAGAUCGGUCAGCUUUCAUUCAUUGAAACUCUGGUUGACUUCAUCAAAGAUGGCACCCCUAAGAACAAGGAGUGUGCAACCUCGCUUCUUCUUUCGUUGGGUUCGAGUAAUUCAUCUCACACUCUUGCAGCCCUUCAGUUUGGUGUGUACGAGCAUUUGAUUGAGAUCUCCCAGAGUGGAACAAUAAGAGCACGGAGGAAAGCAAAUGCGCUUUUACAGCUUAUGAGCAAGUCUGAACAAAUUCCAUAAUUUUUUACCACUGCAAUCUAAAUUCUCAAUUAAUUGUUGAUUAUGCUUUUCAUUUCA
This is a messenger RNA of Theobroma cacao (cacao), 2087 nucleotides long. RefSeq names its product Plant U-Box 15 (gene PUB15). Lineage: Eukaryota; Viridiplantae; Streptophyta; Magnoliopsida; Malvales; Malvaceae. The record is from RefSeq and is a predicted model, not a curated record. Gene Ontology annotation, biological process: protein ubiquitination; cell surface receptor signaling pathway. Gene Ontology annotation, molecular function: protein binding; ubiquitin-protein transferase activity.